AUGACCUCGCAACCAUUCGCAGCCUCGUCAAUAGGCCUCGACAAUAUGAAGCUCCCAAGCGAUCUCGAGCAAAUCUCUGGUCUGACCGUACAGCAAACCAAAGCAGGAUUUCCAACGCUAGUUGUGUCCUUCGAGGGGCCCAAUGACCCCAUGAACGCGCAGAAUUGGUCUGCUAGUAAGAAGUUGAGAAAUUUCCUUGCGUAUAGCUACCCUUGCUUUGUCACUUCCUUCUCAUCAGGUGCGCUUUCUCCAGCCACCGGACAGAUAGCGAAAGAUUUCCAUGUCUCCCCGGAAGUCGCCUUGCUCUCUACCACUACGCUCUUCCUUCUCGGAUACACCGGAGGCCCGUUUGUCUGGGGCCCAUCCUCGGACUAUUAUGGACGCAAAAUACCUAUGAUGAUUUCCGUCUUUGGUGCACUUUGCUUCGGCGCCGGAGCCUCAUCCGCGAAAGACUAUCAGACGUUAUCCCUAUGUCGAUUCUUCCAGGGCGCUUUUGGCAGCUGUGGCAUUGUCAUUCCCAUGGCGGCUUUUGCAGAUAUGCUCAAUCCGGAGUUUUGUGGGUACGCCGCCAUUGUUUUUGUUUUCAUCGUGCUAUCGGGGCCUCUGAUCGCCUCGCCUAUCUCGGGAUUUACUGUCGACAAUGACUCACUCAACUGGAGGUGGUGUUCAUGGUGGACCGUGUUUGCUAAUGCACUGGCUCUUGUUUGCAUGAGCUCUGUGGUCGAGUCCUACACUCCUUACCUCCUUCAGCAAAAAGCACUGAAACUCCGACAUACCACUGGCGAAUUUUCCAUUCAUGCACCACUCGAUGAGAACAAACGCAGCCUGAAGCAGGUGCUCAAGAUGCUUGCCACUCUUCCCUUUAUCAUGGGCGCGAAAGAACCUAUUCUCGCUUUGAUUAGCAUUUACCUAGCGUUUGUAUACGCUCUGGUUUAUGUGUUCCUCAUAUCCUAUGAUCUCGUCUUUAUCGACGGCUAUCAUAUGUCUAGCGGUGUUGGCGGUCUCACCUUGCUGUCGCUGGUUCUGGGUUGUGGCUUGGGAGUAGCGGCGAGUAUUCUGGAUCAACGUCGCAUGUUCCACAAAAUGGCGUCGAAUGGCGGACUCAUGAUUCCAGAAUGGAGGAUGCCACUGUGCAGCGCAGGCGCGGUGGCAUUUGCCCUCGGUCUGUUUUUCUUCGGUUGGACGGGUGCCUAUCCUGACCACAUCCACUGGAUUGUACCCGUCACCAGCGGACUGGUGACAGGUUUUGGCCUGUUGGUCAUCUCUUACUGCAUGUUCUCAUUCAUCAUUGACGUCUACAAGAUCAACUCAGGGCCUGCCCUGGCAAUGAAUGCGAUUGUUCGGAGCUCACUGGGGGCAGGAUUUCCACUGUUCGCAAGACAGAUGUUUGAAAAUCUUGGGAUACAAUAUGCCAGCACCCUUCUUGGGUGUCUGGCUGCAGUCAUGAUUCCAGUGCCGUUCGCCUUUUGGAGAUGGGGACCUCGUAUUCGCGCGAGGAGCACGUUCGCAAUGGCUAGUCCGCCUUCAGAUGCCAUAAAGGCUGAGAAUAGAGGAAUGAGAGCAGAUAAUUAG
Molecule: messenger RNA, 1572 nt
Organism: Exophiala spinifera
Lineage: Eukaryota; Fungi; Ascomycota; Eurotiomycetes; Chaetothyriales; Herpotrichiellaceae
Exons: 4
Coding region: 1-1572 (523 amino acids)
Biological process (GO): transmembrane transport
Molecular function (GO): transmembrane transporter activity
Source: RefSeq, a predicted model, not a curated record